Molecule: messenger RNA, 9126 nt
Organism: Coregonus clupeaformis (lake whitefish)
Lineage: Eukaryota; Metazoa; Chordata; Actinopteri; Salmoniformes; Salmonidae
Gene: syngap1b
Product: synaptic Ras GTPase activating protein 1b
Exons: 19
Coding region: 2220-6296 (1358 amino acids)
Biological process (GO): regulation of GTPase activity; negative regulation of Ras protein signal transduction
Source: RefSeq, a predicted model, not a curated record
UGUGAAGGCAAAGCAAGGUAUAAGUGCUGCUCCAACAAUAUACACCUGUGUGACAUAAUCUCGUUCGACAUAGGUUGUAUAGGACCUCCAUCGAAGGAGAAGCGUAUUACUUGAGGAUGGACUAUAAUUUCUAGCAACUGGAUAAGGGAUGCGAAUUUGGACAUAUUCACCCGGUCAUUCCAUGCUGCAGGACACUGUUCACUUUCGUUGCUGUGUUGCUGUUUCGCUGUUAUUUUUGUAUGACGUUUGCGUUUUGAUGGUCACCAAUGAUUCGUCCUUCCUGUACUUGCAAGAGUAGCCUGACCAAGCGCUGCCACCGCAUAUGCUUGCUGCUAGUUCAAUAUUCUCUGCCGAUUUGGGAACUACGAAAGCAUCGGUCUAUCAACGGAAAGAGGACUUUGAUUAUCUUUCCCCCUGCAUAGGAGUGGGACUUAUCGAAGCGCAUCCAAACGCGCACUUGUCUACAUCCAAAUAAUUGGCACACAGGACAGGCAGACCUCGCGCAUCCCACCCACACACACACACACACACACACACACACACACACACACACACACACACACACACACACACACACACACACACACAUACACAUACACAUACACAGCUGUAAAUGUCAUGGGUUGAUCUGCUUAUUGUAAAAAAAAAAACUACAAAACAUAAAAUGAACGAAAAAGUGUAUUAUUAUUAUUGUUUAUUUUAAUCAUUACUUUAUUUUUCCAAAAUCGAAAUUGAGGUCUUGUAGAAAAUAUAUCAUCCCCACCUGGACAACAUCAUUUUGGGGAUCGAAGGCAUACAACCCUUAAAAACCAUUGCUCAAUUACAACCAAAACAUGAGAGAAAUUCGCCUCAGUAGAUCUUCUGUAGGUUACCAAGGAAACGGCCGCGGGAUUAGGGGCGAGGGCACCGGUGCGAGGGGACAGGGAGAGGCCGGGGAAGAGGAGCUCUCUGCGCAACUGCCUGCCGCGGAACAGCCGCUGCCGGUGCUGGAGAGCUUGGCUGGGGGGAGGUGGUGGAAGAAUGAACCAUACAUCCGUGAGGAAUUAUAACAGUCGCUGACUUUGGAGACAUAGCCUAUUUCUAAUUCUUCAUAUUUUUGCAUAUGGAUAUACUACUGUAAGAGACGUCUACAAAUUCAAUCAAGUAUAGCCUAGGAUAGCUUAUAUUUUGGUGUUUAUUUAUGUAUGGGGGAAGAGUAGCCUACAAAAUCAUCCUUCUCUGUAAGCUUCCAUGUGACACUUUAAGGUCGUGAUAAAUACAUUUAUCAGCACUUCUCUAAAUUAUAUAGCUUGAAGUUAAGACACCUUAUGAGAAGACUACUGCCUCCCUUCCUUGACCCAUACACAAAUGCCAUGAGUAAGGCUAUUCAUUUUCCCUCUCCUAAAUUGCACUUAUAAAACCUCUCAUAUUUCUUUCACUGAGUUAGAAUAUAUUUGUUUCAUGAAUGAAACGUUAAGUUGAUCUAGAGAUUCCUAUUUCAAGAUGCCUGGAUAGUAAAGUCUGGUAAAUCAAAUAAUUGAUAUGUGUAUUUAUGUGUUGAAUAUUUAAAGUGUGGACAAAGUUGUUGAUAGUUAUUUGGCUGUAUUCGUUAUUUGGCUGUAUAUUCGUUUUUGAUUAGAAUAUAUUCUACCCUCUUUGCUUGCAGGUGUUAUUUCAAUCGGAUUCUUUGCUUGAGAAUUGACCUCAAGCACUGCCUGAGCAAUAUAUCUGUAUGGCCAACUCAUAGUCUUAAACCUGCAGAUGCUGAACUCAAUGGGUGAGGCACUCACUUGCUUGACAGCAACCCAGACGAAUGCACUUAGGCUAUCAGGCAAAUGCCAUGACACACAUUCACAAUCGCGUCCAGUGUCAGCAGACAUUGAUGCCAAUGUAUUUAAUUAUUUAUAGACACUAAUGUCAAGCCAUGGUGGAGGAGCAUUGAUUUACAGCAAGUUUGGGCCCAAAGGAAUGUGACAGUGACAACAAUAUCAAACAGACACUAAAACAGUGGAAAACUAUGGUAACUCAAGACGAAGUUGGAUUUCUAAAGUUAUUUGCUUCGAAUUGCCUCCACUUUUUUAUCGUGGGCUGAAUACACUUGGACAUCUGAAGAUACUUUAGAGGUCUGGGAUCAAAGCACAACACCUCUCGUCUUUCUUAGGUAGGAACCAACGCCGGCAUCUUUCUUAGAGAACGCUCGCGCCCGGCGGAAGAGCAUAGCCAACGUGAAGCAGCCAAGCAUGGAGAUCCCUCCCACUGCCCCCCCCCAACCCUUCCGACAAUCCAGUUUCCUCAGUAGAAGGUUGAAGGGCUCUAUCAAGAGGGCUAAGAGUCAGCCCAAACUGGACCGCACCAGCAGCUUCCGCCACAUGAUCCUCCCCCGCUUCCGUAGUGCCGACCAGGACAGAACGCGCCUGAUGCAGAGCUUCAAAGAGUCCCACUCCCAUGAGUCCUUGCUGUCUCCCAGCAGCGCGGCCGAGGCGCUGGACCUCACCCUGGACGAGGACGCCAUCAUCAAGCCUGUCCACUCCAGCAUCCUGGGACAGGAGUACUGCUUCGAGGUGACUACGGCUUCGGGAACCAAGUGCUUUGCAUGUCGCUCGGGUGCAGAGAGAGACAAAUGGAUCGAGAAUCUUCAGAGAGCUGUCAAACCCAACAAGGACAACAGUCGGAGGGUGGACAACGUGCUGAAACUCUGGAUCAUCGAGGCGCGGGAGCUUCCGGCCAAGAAGCGUUACUACUGCGAACUUUGUCUGGACGACAUGCUUUACGCACGCACCACCAGCAAGCCCCGGACUGACACCGUGUUCUGGGGCGAGCACUUUGAGUUCAACAACUUGCCAGCCGUCCGCAACCUACGCCUUCAUCUCUACAAGGAGACUGACAAGAAGAGACGCAAGGAAAAGAGCACAUACCUGGGACUGGUCAGUAUCCCUAUCUCCAGCAUCACGGGCCGACAGUUUGUGGAGCAGUGGUACCCCGUCAUCCAGCCUAGCGUCCUGGCCAAGGGGCAAGCAGGGGGCAAGAUCAUCAAUGCCUCCCUACGCCUCAAGUCCCGCUACCAGACCAUGAGCAUCCUGCCCAUGGAGCUGUACAAGGAGUUUGCGGAGUAUGUCACCAAUAACUACCGGACUCUGUGUGCGGUGCUGGAGCCUCUACUGAGCGUGAAGAGUAAAGAGGAGGUGGCCUGUGCGCUGGUCCACAUACUACAGAGCACGGGGAAAGCAAAGGAUUUUCUUUCGGACAUGGCGAUGUGUGAGGUAGAUAGAUUCAUUGACCGAGAACACCUUAUCUUCAGAGAGAACACUCUGGCCACCAAAGCCAUAGAAGAGUACCUCAAGCUGAUUGGACAUAAGUACCUCAAGGAUGCAAUAGGGGAGUUCAUAAGGGCACUGUACGAAUCGGAGGAGAACUGCGAGGUGGACCCCAUGAGGACACCACCCUCUGUCCUUCCAGAUCACCAAGCCAAUCUCCGCAUGUGCUGCGAACUGGCACUCUGCAAAAUCGUCAACUCCCAUUGUGUGUUCCCUCGAGAGCUGAAGGAGGUGUUUGCCUCGUGGAGGGUGCGCUGUGCGGAGAGGGGGAGGGAGGACAUCGCAGACCGCCUAAUCAGCGGCUCCCUUUUCCUGCGCUUCCUGUGUCCGGCCGUCAUGUCCCCCUCCCUGUUCAACCUGACCCAGGAGUACCCAGACGAGCAGACGUCACGCACGCUCACCCUCAUCUCCAAAGUGGUGCAGAACCUGGCCAACUUCUCCAAGUUUGGCAUGAAAGAGGAGUACAUGUGCUUCAUGAAUGAGUUCUUAGAGAUGGAGUGGGGCUCCAUGCAGCAGUUCCUCUAUGAGAUCUCCAAUCUGGACAGUGUGAGCAACGCAGGGGGCUUCGAGGGCUACAUCGACCUGGGCAGGGAGCUGUCCAUACUGCACAGCCUCCUCUGGGAGGUCAUGGCCCAGCUCAGCAAGUCUUCUAACCCUAACCCACAGGAUGCCAUUAUCAAACUGGGUCCCUUGCCCCGCCUCUUGAAUGACAUCAGCAUGGCCCUGCGUAACCCCCACCUGCAGAGGCAGCCCAGCCACCAGAACCAGACAGAUAGAGUCCAUGAGAGACAGACGGAGAGGCUGCUCUCACGACCCAGCUUCAACAGAGGAGUCUCCUCGGAGUUCCAGAAUCUCAUGAUGAAGGAUCUCAACAGCUCCAUAGAUAUCACUCGCUUGCCUUCCCCUACCUCUGGUGUGUCCAGUGGGGGGAUCAUGCCAUCUCGUGCUCAUGCUCAGCUGAGUUUCCAAGAGCGCGAUCACCCACAUCGAGCCUCCAAAGACGUUUUCUAUGUAACCCGCCCUCCCUUGGCCCGAUCCAGCCCUGCCUACUGCACCAGUAGCUCCGAUAUCACCGAGCCAGACCACAAGUCGGUGGCCAUGCUCAACUCCUCCCAGGCCUCCAUCACCGGCAUGGGCAGCUUCGGAGGGCUCAGCAGCCAGGGUGGCGGAGGCCUGGGCUUGGGCCUGAGCGGCCAGCUCCGGGCCGGGGGCCGCCUCUCGGCCGGCUCGGGGGGAUCCAGCAUGUCAGGGGGCCUCCGGCUGAGCCAGUUGAGCCAGAUGGGUACCACCACCGACUCGCUGUCCCAGCAGCAGCAGCAGCAGGCCGCCGCCCUGAGAUACCCGCUCUCCUUCCAGAACCCCCUGUUUCAUCUGGCCACCGGCACCGCAGAUGGACCCCACCUCCACCACCAGCACAGCAGGGCCCAUCUCCCGCCGCCCCUGCUCCUGGCCCCGGAGCCUGACCCCGGUGGCUCACACCAGGCCUACAUCCCCCAGUUCGCCCACGGGGGGUUCUCCCGCAGCGAGGACCUGUCCACCCUGAGGACCGGGGCAGGGCACCUGGGGCAGCCAGCCAUUAUCCACUCACACAGCUAUAGCGACGACUACAGCAGGGCUGAUUACGCACGGCGGCAACUGUCCAUGCACGGGCAGGAUAAUCUUCAACAGCAACAGCAGAUGGGCAUGGCCUCUCAGACUGGCACAUCCCACUCCUCCCUGGCCACACCCCCCUCCACAGUCCAGCCCGCGCGCCAGAGCUCCAUCGCCCCGCCUCCCGCCCAACGCGUCAAAUCACAGACCUCCCAUCAGCUGUCCGUCAGUGCGGCUGCUGCUCCCACACCAUCCGCUAAGACGCGACCGCCCAGUGCCAACCUAUCGCCAGAGUCGAACUACGGAGGUCGGCAACAGGCACCACGGCAACAGCUGUCGGUCAAAGAUAACACAGCCCCUGGACUGCCCCACCAGCAGAGCUCUGUCAGGGAGAGCCAGGGCCCCCAGGGGCCACAGGGGGGCACUACAACAACCAUACAGCAAUCACAGCAGCAGCAACAACAACAACAACCACAGCAACAGCACCUGCUCAAACCUUCCAUCAGCAAACAGGGUUCCGGCCAGUCGCCCUCGACCCUUAACCCCCCGACCCCGGCCAAUGAGAGAACAGUCGCCUGGGUCUCCAACAUGCCUCACCUCUCCGCUGACAUUACUCUGGAGGCGAACCGCAUCGACCGCGAGGAGUUCAAGCUGAAGGAGUACUCCAAAAGCAUGGAUGAGUCUCGCUUAGACAGGGUAAAGGAAUACGAGGAGGAAAUCCACUCCCUAAAGGAGCGACUGAUCAUGUCCCACAGGAAGCUGGAGGAAUAUGAGAAGAGGCUCCUUUCCCAGGAGCAGCAGACCAGUAAGAUCCUCUCACAAUACCAGAGUCGCCUGGAGGACAGCGAGAGGAGGCUACGGCAACAGCAAGUGGAGAAAGACUCCCAAAUUAAAGGAAUAAUCAACAGACUCAUGGCUGUGGAGGAUGAGAUAAGGGGAGGAGCCGUCGUUGAGCCGCCGAAAGCUAACGUUAGGGUCUUCGCCGAUCAGGGGGCCCAGCAUUCCUCCCUGGGUUCAGCAGACCCCUGUGUGAAUACUGAAGGUGGAAGAGGAGGAGGAGGAGGAGAAGAAGGAGGAGAAAAAGACGGAGGGAUGACAACUGAUCCUGACCCUACUAUCUCUUCCUCGGGCAUCUCCUCCACCGGCUUGCCCCGGAAUGAGAAUGGAGUCCCCUCCCCACCCGUAGACCCUCCUCCUCCCACCACUCCUCAUCUCCACCCCAGUCCACCCCAGAAUGGAGAGCUCUGUGGCAACCCAACAUCCUGCCCAGUGACAAGCACGGAGGCAAAUGAAAGCACUGCAACAGCAGGACUGGGCAUAGAGGAGAGGGAGCAGGUCAAAAUCAACACUAAACCAAAUCAGAGAGAGAAGACACAAAUAAAGAAAUCUUGCCACAUUUCCUUCCUUUUUUGAGGAGGAUGAGAUGACUGCAAUCUUUCCCAUUUCUUUUAUGUGUACUCAAACCAGAGAGAGAAGACAUUUUUGGGGGGGCAUUGUACAUUUAACUGUACAGUACGUUCAGCAUUAUCACACAAGACAACAAAAGGGCUUUCCAAUGGACCUCAUUUUCGGCAUGCUCAAACUGGGCUUUGGUCAGUAUCUGUCUUGCAGGACAAGAUAAUGAUACCUUUUAAUUAUCUUUGACAUUGUGGGAUCCUCAUGUACUGUUUCAAUCGAUCAAACUAUAGAGCCUAUCAUACACUGGUAUAGGCCUAAUCACCAAACCAAUCGACUAUGUGAGAUUUUGAUUUGUGUGUUUGUUUAAUCAUAUAAAGACAGUAAGCAAACACUAUAUAACGUCUCACUCCCCAAAGACUUCUCAGUAGCCAACAGCUUCCUGCUAUAUACAUGCGUGUGGUAUCCCAUAAUUCCAUCGAUAAAGGUUGAGUCAUUUCCUGUCCUGAAAACUCCAGCUCUCAAAUUUCAUUGGUAGAGAUGUGGUCAUCUGGCUUUUUAGUUUGGUUUCCUUAGUGCCUUUGAGUGUAUUUUCACAGGGUUUUCAAAUAACAGGCGGAGAUGAUAUUGACAGAAGGAUUAUAUUAACUAAUGAUGGUACAUAAACAGUCUAAUCAAGAUCCAAAAAUAACUAUGCUGUUUGAAAUGCAGACUAACUAUAGAGUCCAGAACAAGCAGAAUACAGUUUCAUUUUUGGUAUUUCACAGACAUGGCCUAUGGCCUAAGGAAAGUGUGUGCUGUUUUCAAAAAUGUGUAAAUUAAGGGACUUCCCAUUUGUGGACUGGACUCGUGCAAUGUUUUCUCUUCUCAAUCUCAGAACCUAUGUGUGAUCAACUGGUGCUACAGACACAAACAGUGCCAUUUCCAAAUCAAGUGUGUGUGUCAUAGCACUGCCUCUCAUGUUUCCCACUGUCUGUAUGUCUGUCUCUCUCACUCUGUCUGUUAUUGUGGUAGCCUAUUUCUUUUAUGUAUUUGUCUAUGUUUGUUUGUUAUGUGUGUGUGUCGUGUCCCUAUGUGUGCAAUUGUUUAAUGGAGUGGGAGCUGGGUCAAGUAGGGUGCUUAAACCAAAUGAGACAAUAACAAAGUUGUCAGGUAAAAAGUUUACCAGCUAUUUUAAGUGGUUGAAAAUAUAAAAGGGAUACUAUUUUUUGACCUUCAGUGUCCAGGUACAUGACGUAGUCACUUGUAACACCUGGUACACUAACAACAUUUUUGUCAUGGCUUUUUCUGUUUAGUACCACGUAAACUAUUUAUUUUAUUCUUAUUUGGGGGUAGCCAGUUAAGUGCCUGGGUCUCAGAUAAUGACAUUCUGGCCAGUAGUCAAACAGUGCUCAGCCAAAUUUGUAUGUGGCAUAGACUUUCUUUAUGUCGUUUCGAGGGACUAUUUUAAGUUAACGUACCAUUCAACUGAGCAUGAUGAAUGGUAAUGUAACAAAAUGUUGACGAAACAAAGAAAUUGUUUGGGACAUCGUUAGUAAAGAGUAUUUCAAAUCUAAAACAUGUUACACAGUGCACUAAAAGGAAUUCAUUGCUUUGUGUCAACUGUUCAGAUAUCACCUGUCAUUGAAUACUGUUAUAUUGUGUUGUCAUGUCCUCUUGUUUUGUGUAUAACCUGUCCAUUGUAAUCUUUGUUUAGAUGUGAAUUUGGGUUUAUUUUGGCCCUUUUAGAUUCACACUGGUGGUGCUUUAUAACUAGUUGGAUAACUUUCCAUACUCUGGCUUAGGGUCUCAAGUGAAUCAACAUGCUUCAGACAGUCCUGGUUUUUCAGAACCCAACAUCAGUCUUAUUUAACUUUUUUAUUUGAUUAAGAGUCAAUUUACUAAUGGCCAAAUCCUAACUUGAUUUAUGUUUUUGCAGUUUUCCCAUUGGCAUCAUGCUUUAUGAGUAAGUCUGAGUUUAACAUGCAGAUCUCAAGUUAGGAUUCGGCACUUAGCGUAUAGAGUCAAAAUGCCUCCGCCAAUGCUGUGUCGGCCAGUACUAGGGGAGUGGGUAAGAUUCAGAGAUAUGAGAGAGAUUUAGCUAUGAGUGUUGAUUUAAAAGAUAACCAAAUGUGAUUAUUAAUAGGGAGAGUUUGAUGUAGUGUUUAGUCGGCUAAUAGGGCUACCUUUCGAGUGCUGAAACAUUCAUAUCAGUAAUAAAAUGGCUUUUAAAGCAGCUAGGGUUUUACAUCUGCAUUGAGUAAAGAUAUGGGACUAUACAGGGUCACUGGUUGAUAUAUGAGCAUUGCCAUAAAUAUACCUCAGAGACACAGAAUUGAGAGACUCAGGUAAACAAGUAAUUGCCUCAGAGCUGAACACAAACUGACAAAGAGAUUAAUCCAACUUUGGAGUGUCUGCCAUCAGAUACAGUGGUUGGUCCAUCUAUUACAAGAUCUAUCCCACUGGGCAAAAACUGGUUGAAUCAAUGUUGUUUCCACAUCAUUCAAAAAAAAGGCUAAAUGUGAUGACGUUAUGGAAUUUCAUUAGGGACGUUAGGGAAUUUAGUCAUUUUUUCACCCAACUUUAAACCUAAAUGACCAAUGACAUGGUGACAUUUUGUUGAUUUCCCUUUAAAUUCACUUUAGUUGACAACUCCACCAAAUGUAAAUAAAAACUAGAUGUCGAAAUGACGUCUGUGCCCAGUGGGAUGGCUAUGAUUGGAUAGCAACUCAUCAAGCACGUCCCCGUUCCUUCUCUCUCUGUCUCCCUUUUCUCCCCAUAGCCAGUCACGCAGCUUCGUGGAGGACAAUCUGGAACCUAAUUGGCUGAGGCAACACGGGCAGCCCGCAUGGCCUGGCCAUAUAUCAAG